Python bivittatus (Burmese python) is the source of this 1011-nucleotide messenger RNA. RefSeq names its product olfactory receptor 14C36-like. Lineage: Eukaryota; Metazoa; Chordata; Lepidosauria; Squamata; Pythonidae. Gene Ontology annotation, molecular function: olfactory receptor activity; G protein-coupled receptor activity. The record is from RefSeq and is a predicted model, not a curated record. Gene Ontology annotation, cellular component: membrane. Gene Ontology annotation, biological process: G protein-coupled receptor signaling pathway.
AUGGUGCCACCUAAAGGUUUUAUCCUGUCAGACCGAGAAGAAGAGACAUUAACUUCUUCCACAAGAUGUGGCAUUUAUCUUGAUCAUAACUUAAAUAUGGAUAAUGAAACCACACUGACUUACUUUCUGCUCCUGGAAUUCUCAAAAGAUAGACAUCUGCAGCUUCUACAUUUCUUCUUAUUCUUCAUAUUAUACCUGGCAACUGCAACAACAAAUCUGUUCAUCAUCUCUGUAGUAGCUUUGGACCGUCGACUGCACAACCCAAUGUACUUCUUUCUAGUGAAUUUGGCAGUGCAGGAUGUGGGAAUUGUUUCAAUCAUUGUCCCCAAAUCCAUGAUAAAUUCUCUCAUGGAUACCAGACACAUCUCUUACUUUAGUUGCCUUGCACAAGUCUUUAUCUUUGCCUGUUUUGAAGCUUCUGAUUUGUUCAUCCUGACAGUCAUGGCAUAUGAUCGAUAUGUUGCCAUUUGCAAUCCAUUGCACUAUGAGAUGGUGAUGAAUUGGAAAGCCUGCACCAAAAUGGUGAUUCUGGUGUGGCUUACAAGUCUUCUCUAUGGAAUGUUGCAUACCAUUGUCACCUUUUCCAUCCCUUUCUGUUCUAAUGUUAUCAACCAGUUUUUCUGUGAAAUUCCACAAUUGCUAAGGCUAUCCUGCUCUGGAUUCAGUGAAACUGAAGUGGGAUUUCUUGUGGUCAGUGUCAUAGCAGGAGUGGGUUGCUUUAUUUUUAUCAUCGUCUCUUACACCAUGAUUUUCAAGGCAGUGUUGAGAAUUCCUUCUGUGAAAGGAAGGCAGAAGACCUUCUCCACUUGUCUUCCCCACCUGAUAGUCUUUUCUGUGUUUUUCGUAACAGUAUGCUCGGCCUAUCUGAGACCCCCCUCUAGCACUCCAAGUUACUUUGAUUUCACAUUAACUGCCCUAUAUUGUUUACUUCCACCCCUGUUCAAUCCAAUCAUCUACAGCAUAAGAAAUAAGAAUAUCAAAUCUGUCCUGUCUAAAUUACGGAGAUUCUGA